AUGGCUGCAUCUCUCCUUUCCGCACAAACUGGUCUUGCUAGCGCCAGGCUUGUCCAGGCUUGCUCCAGAAGCGAGGCGUUCAAGAACUUGGCGUUCAAGGCCAGCUCCGUCGUCGCUCCAGGCCGAUUCUUCGGUUCCUUCUCGCAGUCGCGCGUCACCAUGGCGGCCGAGCCCUCUCGCUUCCAGGAGGUCGCCAUGGCGCCUCCCGAUCCCAUCCUUGGCGUGUCCGAUGCCUUCAGGGCCGACACCCAUCCCGACAAGCUUAACCUUGGUGUCGGAGCCUACCGUACCGAGGAUCUCCAGCCCUAUGUGCUGCGUGUUGUGUCAAAGGCGGAGAAGCUGAUGCUGGACAACCACGAGAACAAGGAGUACCUGCCCAUCGAGGGCCUCGCCGCCUUUAACAAGGCCACCGUCGAGCUGCUCCUCGGUGCCGGCAACCAGGCCGUCAAGGACGGACGGGUGGCGACGGUGCAGGGACUGUCCGGAACGGGUUCGCUGCGUCUGGGAGCGGCGUUCAUCCAGCGCUACCUGCCCGGCGCUACCGUAUACAUCUCCGCGCCCACCUGGGGCAACCACAAGGCGAUCUUCUCGGAUGCGGGCGUGGAGUGGAAGGAGUACCGCUACUACGAUCCCAAGACCGUCGGGCUCGACUACGACGGCAUGCUCGAGGACAUCAAGAACGCCCCUGACGGGUCCGUGAUUCUGCUGCACGGGUGCGCGCACAACCCGACGGGCAUCGACCCCACCAAGGAGCAGUGGAAGGUGAUCGCCGACACCAUCAAGGCCAAGAAGCACCUCCCCUUCUUCGACGUCGCCUACCAGGGCUUCGCGAGCGGCAGCCUGGACGAGGACGCGUGGUCCGUGCGCUACUUCGUGGAGUCCGGGCUCGAGGUGCUCGUCGCGCAGUCAUACAGCAAGAACCUCGGGCUCUACGCGGAGCGCAUCGGCGCCAUCAACGCCAUCGUCCCCAACUCCGACGUCGCGACGCGCGUGAAGUCCCAGCUGAAGCGCCUCGCGCGGCCCAUGUACUCGAACCCGCCCGUGCACGGCGCGCGCAUCGUGGCGAACGUGGUGGGCGACGGGAAGCUGUUCGACGAGUGGAGAGAGGAGAUGCAGGGCAUGGCGGGGCGCAUCAAGGAGGUGCGACAGAAGCUGUACGACCAGCUGGCGGCGAAGGAUAAGUCUGGCAAGGACUGGUCGUUCGUGCUGAAGCAGAUCGGCAUGUUCUCCUUCACUGGCCUCAACAAGACCCAGUCGGAGCACAUGACAAGCAAGUGGCACGUGUACAUGACCAAGGAUGGCCGUAUCUCCCUGGCUGGUCUGCCUGCUGCCAAGUGCGAGUACCUCGCUGACGCUAUCAUUGACUCUUUCUACAACGUCAAGUAG
Molecule: messenger RNA, 1386 nt
Organism: Closterium sp. Naga37s-1
Lineage: Eukaryota; Viridiplantae; Streptophyta; Zygnematophyceae; Desmidiales; Closteriaceae
Source: the annotation of a GenBank genome assembly